Molecule: messenger RNA, 3932 nt
Organism: Camponotus floridanus (Florida carpenter ant)
Lineage: Eukaryota; Metazoa; Arthropoda; Insecta; Hymenoptera; Formicidae
Gene: Ent2
Product: equilibrative nucleoside transporter 1
Exons: 13
Coding region: 448-3723 (1091 amino acids)
Biological process (GO): nucleoside transmembrane transport
Cellular component (GO): cytosol; plasma membrane
Molecular function (GO): flavin adenine dinucleotide binding; oxidoreductase activity; nucleoside transmembrane transporter activity
Source: RefSeq, a predicted model, not a curated record
AGAUCGGACUAUGAAUACCGGCCGCAGUCUAACUUCAAAACUCCUCGUGUUCUUGUCGAUUCUUGUCUCAUGGCGAGAAACGCAAAUAAACUUGAUAAAUCACGCUAGGACACAAGUAGAAUUUAAUAACUUGAUUUUGAUUAUUAAUGCAAACAAAGAUGCCACUGUUGUCAACUGAUUUGGUAAUCCCAUUACAUCAUGCUAGGCUGAUUUCGUCUCGAAACGUAUUGUUCGCAUCAUUUUAUUGUCUUGCCAUUUCGUCGCAAAAAGUUACUGAUAACAAUUGGAAAGAGAUCUGUUUCCGGAAAUCGCAAAAAAAUGCUGUCCAGCUUUUCAUUCACAUUGUUGAAUUUGACUCAAAUUUCUCGGAAUUUACAAGCAACAACCUUAUGCUUCAUUUGCUCACGAUUGACUUGUGACAUUGCAACUAGCUGAGACGUAUCAACUAUGGAAGACGCAUCAACUAUGGAAGACGCAUCAACUAUGGAAGAUGCAUCAACUAUGAAGAAUGCAUCAAGUAGGGAGGAUGUGUCAAGUAUGGAGGACACAUUAAGUUCGGAGGACGCGUCAAGUGUAGAGGACGCAUCAAUUACAGAGAAUGCAUCAACCAUGCGGUUACUUGAGUACCAAAUACCUGUCUACCAUCUACCUGACUACCUCACUAAUUGUAAGAUUUAUAAUCCGCUGUCAGAUGUAAAUAUAACAGUGGAUGGAUUGGUGCUGCAAGUGCUAUACGGAAGCGAGACGGGAACUGCACAGGAUGUCGCUGAACAGAUUUGGAAGAGUGCACAAAGAAAACAAAGGCAAAGCACUGUAUCAUCUGUGGACGAAUACGAUAUGCGAAACCUGUCUUCCAGACAACUAAUUGUCUUUGUUGUCGCAACUACUGGACAAGGAGAUCCUCCAGCUAAUAUGAAAACAUUCUGGAAACGUCUACUAGGCAAGAGUCUGCGGACAGAUCUGCUGGAAAAUCUAAACUAUGGCAUACUUGGUUUGGGUGAUAGUUCCUAUCCAAAAUUCAACUUUGCUGCAAAGAAAUUAAACAAACGUCUUGCACAGUUGGGUGGCAAAGAAUUAUUACCCAUUGGACUUGCUGAUGAUCAACAUAAUUUGGGAAUUGAUGCUGUAGUGGAUCCCUGGAUUAAAGAAUUGUGGGAAAAAAUUGCAAAAGCAUUUAAAAUUUCUGUAGAAGACAAAAUUCAGGAAAAUUUGAUAAUUGAAAAAUAUCAUGUUUCCAUAUGUAAUUCACAUAUUUUACAUUCAGGCAUUCUAGAUGACGGAUUGAUUUUAUGUCCAUCAAUGAGUGAUAUCUAUUAUGAAGAAAUAAAAACAAAUGUGAAUAUUAAAAUAGGAUCAAUAUAUAACAAUGUAAGAACUACUUCAACAGAUCAUUUUCAAGAAGUUAGAUUAAUUACUAUUGAAUUACCAUAUAAAAUUAAGUACAAUCCUGGAGAUGUUAUUUAUGUUAGACCAAAAAAUUCUAUAGAACAAGUGAGGCGUUUUUUUAAUAUACUUUACAGACACAAUAUACAACUGUUUCCAAAUACAAUAGUUGAAGUAAAAAAGAAAGAAAUAAAAGUUCCACUUGCUUUGCAAUGUCGUUUAUCUUUAAAGGAAAUAGUUGAACAAUAUUGGGAUCUGAAUUUUAAGCCACGACGAUCUACAAUGCAUACUUUGUCUCUUAUCAGUGAGGAUAAAUUAGAAAAGGAAAAAUUAUAUGAAUUUGCUAGUCCAUGUGGCCAAGAAGAGCUUUAUAAUUAUAUAAACAGGCCAAGAAGAAAUAUUUUGGAGGUCCUCGUGGAUUUUCCUCAUACAACUAGUAAACUAAAUAUUCAAUUAUUAUUUGAAAUUAUGUCACCCAUAAGACCACGUCCUUAUAGCAUCGCUUCUAGCUCAAAAGCUACUCCAGAUAAGAUUCAAAUUUUAGUAGCAGUAGUUGACUAUAAAACUAGAUUAUUGGAGCCAAGAUUUGGUUUAUGUUCAAAAUGGCUAAAAAAUUUAAAAAUAAAUGACAAAGUGACAUUUCGGAUUCAAAAGGGAACUUUUCGAUUUGAAGAUAAUAAGCCAAUAAUUAUGAUUGGUCCUGGAACUGGAGUUGCUCCAUUUAGAUCAUUUCUUUUGGAGGAAGAAGAAAAGAAAAAAGACUUGAAGGAAUGCAUCCUGUUUUUCGGGUGCCGAAAGAAGGAUAAGGAUUAUCAUUGCAGGGAAGAUUUUGAACGCUUAGCAGAGAAGACAAAUUUGAAAGUGUUUUGUGCAUUUUCUAGAGAUCAAGAUUAUAAAAUAUAUGUGCAACAUAUUAUUCGUGAACAAAGAGAGCUAUGUUGGCAAUUUUUGCAAAAUGAUGGCAGUAUUUACUUGGCAGGAAGCUCAGAACCUGUACGUCUUUCACCAGGAUGGGAAGGCACUGGUAGACCUGACGACGAACUUAAUUUUAAGGGUGUUACAAUGGAUCAAGCAGAUCUCGAAUUGAAUCCUCCUAGAGAUAGAUUAAAUUUAGUAUUUUGCAUCCUAGUUCUUCAUGGAAUCGGUGUUUUAAUGCCAUGGAAUAUGUUUAUAACAGCUAAAGAGUAUUUUGUGAGUUACAAAUUAUCUAAGGAAUACACUGGUGUAGAUACAAACUAUGCAACAAAUUUCCUUGCAAAUCUGGGAUUUGCUGCGCAAAUUCCAAAUCUAUUGUUUAAUUGGCUGAAUGUAUUUUUACAACUUGGAGGCAAUUUGACAACACGCAUAGUAUGGAGCAUCUUUGUAUUAGUCUUGAUAUUUGUUUUUACUGUUGUCUUAGCGAUGACUGAUAGUUCUGGCUGGCCUGGAGUAUUUUUCUGGAUCACUAUGAUAUCCGUUGUUAUAUUAAAUACUGCUAAUGGUAUUUACCAGAACUCAGUGUUUGGAAUGGCAGCAAAACUGCCCAUCAAGUACAUAGGCGCUGUUGUUUUAGGCUCGAAUAUCAGUGGAACUUUUACAGCCAUAAUAAACUUCCUUGCACAAAUAAUGGCGCCGAAUGCGCGUACUGCCGCUAUAUAUUACUUCAUUACGGCUUUGUUUAUCCUACUGGCUUGCUUUGACACAUAUUUUGCACUUCCAAUUAAUAGAUUUUAUCGAUAUCACGAGCUGCUAUAUCAGAAAGAGGCGAACAAGAGACAAUUAGAAAACAGUUCUAGGGGAAGUAACAGGCCACCAUAUUGGACAGUAUUUAAAGCGUGUUUCCCACAAUGUUUUAACACGUUUUUAAUUUUCUUUGUGACUCUAGCGCUUUUCCCAUCAGUGCAAUCUGAUAUAAAAUUAUCAGAUAAGAAUUUCAUAAUUCCAUUUGAAUAUUACAGCAGUGUUAUGUGUUUUUUAACAUUUAACAUCACUGCCAUGCUUGGAAGUUUAAUAGCGUCAAUAGUUCAGUGGCCCAGUCAAAAAUAUCUAGUAAUUCCAGUAGUACUACGACUUGCUUAUAUACCAUUGUUUUUACUUUGCAACUAUCAACCAGCUCAUGUAGAGAGAUCAUUACCCAUAUUUAUUGAUAAUGAUUGGAUUUUCUGGAUCAUUGCUAUCACUAUGGGUUUUAGUAGUGGCUAUCUAUCGUCAUUAUCAAUGAUGUACUGUCCUAGAAUGGUGGAUUCACAGCACGCAGCGACAGCUGGCAUGUUUGGAGCAGCAUCUUUAAUUACAGGGCUCUUUACAGGAAUUCUAUUUUCCAUGUCAAUGCCGAGUUUGGUGGCCAACAUAACGUUUUGAUUGUUUUGAAACUAAAAUUUAGUAUCACAAUAUGCUUGUAUUUACUCAGGAGUUAGAAAAGGAUUGAAAAUUGAAAGAUGUUGGAACGUUUCUCUUAUUUGAAUUAAAAAUGAGCAAUUUCUAUUUCUUAAGAAAAAAAUAGCAUUUUAAGAGCAGAAAUGAGGCUACUGCUCUUCAAUGCGAAAUAAGAGAAACAUUUCGAAAUGUUU